This is a messenger RNA of Talaromyces atroroseus, 1719 nucleotides long. RefSeq lists its product as hypothetical. The transcript is spliced from 2 exons. NCBI's taxonomy places the organism in Eukaryota, Fungi, Ascomycota, Eurotiomycetes, Eurotiales, Trichocomaceae. Gene Ontology annotation, cellular component: nucleus. The record is from RefSeq and is a predicted model, not a curated record. Gene Ontology annotation, molecular function: RNA polymerase binding; transcription coregulator activity. The coding region runs from base 1 to 1719 and encodes 572 amino acids.
AUGCUGAAGUCGACGUAUACACCCCCGCCUCCAUUGCCACCUGGGUGGACAGAACAUAAAGCCCCGUCUGGUCAUUCGUAUUACUACAAUGCAGCAACGAAACAAUCUACGUAUAAACGCCCAACAGCGGUUCCUGUUUCCACAGCUCCGUCAGCAGAAUCUGCGUCUACCUAUAUUCCGGAGAACCUUCCUCCAUUUUCCUCUACUCCUUAUGGGCCGUCCGUGGGAGCCAAUCAGCCAAGUCUACCUUUCAAGAACAAUGCAUUCGCGCAGUAUUACAGAGGCUACGAUAGUGGCAAAGGUCGCGGAGGUCGGCGGUAUCGUGAAUCCAACGAUCGCCCAAAGUCAAAACGUAUCAUCCCCGGUUGCACUCCAUGGCUUUUGGUGAAAACAAGAUAUGGACGGCGCUUUGUACAUAAUCCAGAAACAAAUGAGAGUUAUUGGAAGUUUCCGGAACGUGUUCUAAAAUGCGUGAUAGAGUUUGAUCGUGUGGAGAGAGAAAAGAAACAGCAAGAAGAGGGCGACACUCAACAGUCACGCGACGUCAGCCAAAAGAUCGAAGAGGAAGAGGAAGAACGAAAAGAAAGAUCUCAAGCUCAAGACAUCCCUGCGGAAGCUGCAGCCAAUGAGGAGCAAAGCGAUGAAUACGAGGAAGUGGAGGUGACCGACGAUGAGGACGAAGAGCAGCUGAGCAAGCGAGUCCGGAUGGAAGCGGAGGAAGGGGUUGAUGAUCGACCGUUGGAAUUCAAUGAAGAGGACAUCGAAUAUCAGCUUGCGGCCAUGGGCGAAGAAUACGGAUUGGACCCCGGUGAAUACGGAGAACCUGGUGAGGAGGGUUGGGAAGAAGGCGUGGAAGGUCUUUCUCUGACUGAUGAAGAAGCCACUGCACUAUUUUGUGACUUGCUUGAUGACUUUCGGAUUAAUCCGUUCACUACCUGGGAUAAAGUCAUCGAGGAAGGUCGCAUUAUUGAAGACACCAGAUAUACUGUGCUGCCAAACAUGAAAUCAAGACGCGAAGCGUUUGCUACCUGGAGCCGCGAUCGUAUACAGGAGGUAAAAGCACGCAAGCAAAAAGAGGAGAAGAAAGACCCGCGAAUCACAUACAUCGCCUUUUUGCAGGAGCACGCCACGCCCAAACUAUACUGGCCGGAAUUCAAACGCAAAUUCCGAAAGGAGGAUGAGAUGAAAAACACUCGAUUGUCAGACAAGGAUCGCGAGAAACUUUAUCGUGAUCAUAUAGCACGUUUGAAAAUGAGCGAAAGCACUAGAAAAUCGGACUUGUCAGCACUGCUAAAGUCAGUUCCUUUGCAACAAUUGAACAACUCGUCGAAUACUCAAGCUCUUGCUCCUGCGAUUUUGACUGACAUACGCUAUAUCUCUUUACCUCCUAAGAUUCGAGAUCCAUUGAUAGAAACAUAUAUAUCGACCCUUCCGCCUCCCCCUGAAGAAGAAAUAUCUGCUCUAUCAGUCCAAGAACAACAAGAACGUGAGCAAAAGAGACUUGAACGAGAUAGAAGAGAGAAAGCCCUAGUUGAAAGAGAGCGCCGAGUUGAAGAGGAGAAGCGGCGCCUAAAGGGAGACUUGCUCCAUGGGAAGAAGCUUUUACGGCAGGAGGCUGCGGAAAUUCAAGAAGCUAUGCAAAUUAGAGGCAGGGAAGGUUUGAAAAGUUAUUUCCAAAUUCAAGAUGGAGAUGAGGCUAGCAAUCAUGCUACCCAAUAA